CAGUCGUCAUCAUCAGUCAACUUGCAAAACUAGACGGAUUGGAAUUGCGUAUUAUUAUUGCCAUAUAUAUCGUUCAUAAUUGUUUAAGAAGCACAUAAUAGAGUUCAUUAAUUAACCAGCAGCAAAAAUGUCCUACGCGUACUUGUUCAAAUAUAUUAUCAUUGGCGACACUGGCGUUGGCAAAUCAUGUCUGCUGCUGCAGUUCACGGACAAGCGCUUCCAGCCGGUGCAUGAUCUGACAAUUGGCGUGGAAUUUGGUGCACGCAUGAUCACAAUUGAUGGUAAACAAAUAAAAUUGCAAAUCUGGGAUACAGCCGGUCAAGAGGCUUUCAGAUCAAUUACACGAUCGUAUUAUCGUGGCGCAGCUGGCGCUUUGCUUGUCUAUGACAUCACAAGGCGCGAGACAUUCAACCACUUGACCACAUGGCUGGAGGAUGCGCGCCAGCACUCAAACUCAAAUAUGGUGAUCAUGCUGAUUGGCAACAAGAGCGAUCUGGACUCCAGGCGCGAGGUGAAAAAGGAGGAGGGCGAGGCAUUCGCCAGGGAGCAUGGCCUGGUCUUCAUGGAGACGUCGGCGCGCACAGCAGCUAAUGUUGAGGAGGCUUUCAUCAAUACAGCCAAAGAGAUUUACGAAAAGAUACAGGAGGGUGUAUUCGACAUCAACAAUGAGGCGAAUGGUAUUAAAAUCGGUCAACAGGCAACGCCCACAAAUCCAGCCCUGCCCGGCUCCGGCGGUGCGGGUGGUGCAGUGAAUAGCGGCUGCUGCUAGGAAUAAAAAUCUAUUUUGCCGAUGCCUGCACCUGGGAUAGCCGUAGCCCGUAGCCGAUAGCCGCUUCUGUAAAAGCUACUAGUGACUAACUCCUAGAAGGUAGUGGAAGCGGAUUUAUUGUUUUCAUUUUUUUAUUUCAAGCAAAAUAUUAAUCGUAAUAAAUUUAGCUGCAAAAAUAGUAAA
This is a messenger RNA of Drosophila novamexicana, 952 nucleotides long. It is a transcript of the gene Rab2, whose product is annotated as ras-related protein Rab-2A. Gene Ontology annotation, cellular component: Golgi apparatus. The transcript is spliced from 4 exons. NCBI's taxonomy places the organism in Eukaryota, Metazoa, Arthropoda, Insecta, Diptera, Drosophilidae. The record is from RefSeq and is a predicted model, not a curated record. The coding region runs from base 128 to 769 and encodes 213 amino acids. Gene Ontology annotation, molecular function: GTP binding; GTPase activity.